Molecule: messenger RNA, 825 nt
Organism: Oryza sativa Japonica Group (Japanese rice)
Lineage: Eukaryota; Viridiplantae; Streptophyta; Magnoliopsida; Poales; Poaceae
Source: RefSeq, a predicted model, not a curated record
CCGUUUCUUCACCAAAGCAGCAGGCGCUCCCUCUUCCUCUCCGACCCCGGCCGAGACGCACGGCGGGGAAGAGGCUCACAGUCCAAGAGCGUGACGCAUGUUCGGUACCACGCGCACAAACUGCCGUGCUCGGCUUCUCCAUCGAUCACCGGCAUAGGUGAGCCAUGCAAAGCUCGCCGGGCGCCCCCAAGCUCCGGCCACCCCCUAUAAAACCCGCCGCUCCUCACCGUCACCGGCAAGCACAGCAAAGCAGCAGCAGCAAAGGUAAGGUAAUAUUUGCAGCAUCGUCUGAAGAAGCACAGGAGCAGGGGAGAUAUGGCGGCGAGCAAGGGGAACGCGGCGGCGGCGGCGUGCGCGCUCGUGCUGGUGCUGCUGGCCGUGGGCGCGGAGGCGCAGGGCGGCGGCGGGGGGGAGUGCGUGCCGCAGCUGAACAGGCUGCUGGCGUGCCGCGCGUACGCGGUGCCCGGCGCCGGUGACCCCAGCGCCGAGUGCUGCAGCGCGCUCAGCUCCAUCUCCCAGGGCUGCGCCUGCAGCGCCAUCAGCAUCAUGAACAGCCUGCCUUCCAGAUGCCACCUCAGCCAGAUCAACUGCUCUGCCUAAGACGAGACGAGAGUUAACCCCGGACGCCAUGGAAGAAGAAUAAUCAAGGUGUUGACGAAGCCGUCGUUGUCUUCGUGUCUCGUUUAGUAAAAUCUUCAGAUUGUACUGCAGUUGCUAUUGAUGUCGAUGAAUAAUACCAGUAAGUACUAUGGAACAAUCAUGUAAUGCCCGGUUGCUGGUUCAUUAACGAUGACCUCCUUUGGCUAUCGUGCCCCUCUUUGUUUU